AACAGCAACAACGUGACGGAAACAUGGUGCGAGGGGGCGCCCGCUGACUGCGCCGAAACAUACUUAGCCCCCAAAGAAGACAGCAGUGAACCGCGAAAGUGCGGCCCCGGACUCCUGACAUCGCCGAGCCACGUCCCUCGAAUGUGUGCGACACCGAGACACAAUGCCACCCGCGUACCAUGAAGACAACCCUUCCGCCGACGACACCAAGCAGCCGGACCGCGCACCGCCGACGAAUACACCCAAGCCUGAGGCCCCGCCGGAGGUCGAGUACGACGACUUUGGGCUGCCCGUGAGGAAGCCGCGAGCGCCGCCGCCGCCGCCGCAGGCCGAGAGCGACGAAGACGACAAAGAGUUCAGGGACGCAAUUGCCAAGGCGGCCUCCACGGAGCAGUUCGCCCAGCAUGGCAAGGAGGACGUGAAGCUUGCGCCGGCAGUGGAGGAGGAAGCGAAGGAACCCAAAGCGCAGGCGAAGCUGGAGGAGGCUGCGAGCAGCAACGGACACGUCGAACCAGAGCCAGCAAAGGCGGCUCCCGCUCAGGACUGCGAGCAGCCCUCCUCGAGUGCGCAUGUGCGUACAGCCUCGACCAAGUCGGCGACCGGCAAGCGCAGCAGCAUCGUCCAUGCACACAACCCCGCCGGCAUCUCAGAAUGGUCCCACAUGCAGGUCGCCCCGCGCGCUUCGGAAGAGGUCAAGGAAGACGACGACGGCGGGUGGCAGACCAUGCCUGCCUACGCCCGCUACGACAUGUACGACGACGACAACAGGCUCAUUGCUAAGGAGAACGCCGAGGAGCUCGAGGACAUGCACGGCUACGCUAACGUCGGCGGGGCGGCCAAGGGCUACACGCGCGUCAUCAUGGACGACGACGUCGAGUCGGUCACCAGCAUGGACGAUAACACGGCCUAUCUCUUCAAGGAGAAGAGCACCAUGUUGCACGACGAGGACGAGGCUGCCCGCGACCCGCUCGCCCAGAUGCAGACCACCAAGAGCCUCCUGACCGAGGGGCAGCGCAUCGCCUACGUUGGCCUAGUUCGACUGGCCACCGUGGAGACAGCGAAGCGAUUCGCCAAGCUGGACCGCAACAGGAACACUAAGAAAGUUCUCGACAUGGCACAAGAAACCACACAGAUGUGGUCGCAGAAGAUGAUGGUUCGCUUGUACUCGCACAUGGAAGUGGACGAGUCUGAGCAGAUCAUGAUCGAGCAGCUAUCCGAACACGGUGUCGUGCCUGCCGACCUGACCCCGGCCCUGAUGCAGAAUGCGCGCGUGAAGAACCCCGCUGCCGAAGCUCCCGAAUCAGCAAAGGAAGCCGCCUCUGCUAGACCGUCCAUCUCCUCGCCUCGUCUAGACUCCCCGUCGGACAAGGGCAAGUCGACAUCCAGUCUGGGCUUGGAAGACGAUGACUACAUGAACAGCCCUCCCCCGCCGCCAUAUGCAAACCAUUCUGGAGACGAUCUACCCGCCGUGCGGACACCGUCCCAGCUACCCACAACCUCAAGCUUAGACAUUGACCUUCGUUGGACCAUUCUGUGCGACUUGUUUUUGGUUCUUAUCGCUGACUCUGUGUACGAUGCACGCUCAAGACAACUUUUGGAGAUUGUUGGAAAGUAUCUCAGCGUGGACUGGCUAGAGAUUUGCCGAUUCGAAAAGCGAGUUACCGAGGCCCUAGAGAUGGAGGAAGAGGCCAACAAAGAAAACUGGAACGAAGACGAGCACAUGGAGAGCCGGCGGAAGAAAGCGCGCAACAGGCGUCUAGCUCUCAUGGGACUUGCUACUGUUGGUGGCAGUCUUGUCAUUGGUCUGUCUGCCGGCUUACUGGCACCGCUCCUUGGGGCUGGUCUUGCAGCUGGUUUCACUACAAUCGGUGUGGCUGGUACAGGAGGUUUCCUUGCCGGCGCUGGCGGAGCAGCCAUCGUCACCACUACAGGCGUCGUGACCGGCGGCACUAUUGCUGUCAGAGCCGCGAAUCGACGGACGGGUUCUGUCAAGACGUUUGAAUACCGCCCGCUUCAUAACAACAAACGGGUCAAUCUCAUCGUCACAGUAGCUGGUUGGAUGAAUGGUAAGCUCGAUGACGUCCGCCUGCCAUUUAGUACGGUCGAUCCGAUCAUGGGGGAUAUUUAUUCGGUGCACUGGGAGCCUGAAAUGCUUCGAAGUAUGGGUGACACCAUCAACAUUCUGGCUACAGAGGCUCUUACCCAAGGUCUCCAACAGGUGCUUGGAGCCACGAUCCUCGGUGCUCUCAUGUCCGCACUGGCGCUACCUCUCGCGUUGACAAAACUAUCAUACCUUAUUGACAAUCCCUGGGCCGUCUCGCAAGCACGCGCAGACAUGGCUGGCCUCAUUCUUGCAGACUCACUAAUUGAUCGUAAUCUCGGAGCGCGUCCCAUUACGCUGGUCGGUUUCUCGCUUGGUGCCAGAGUUAUCUUUGCCUGCCUCAAAGAACUUGCCAAUCGAGGAGCUGUUGGUCUAGUCCAGAACGCGUACUUGUUUGGAACGCCGGUCGUGGCGAAGAAAGACGAAUACACUAGGGUGCGAGCUAUCAUUCCCGGGCGACUAGUCAAUGGUUUUGCGAAUAAUGAUUGGAUUCUUGGAUAUCUGUUCCGAGCAACCAGCGGAGGCAUCAUGCAGGUGGCUGGCCUCGCCAGAGUAGACGUGCCCGGUGUCGAGAACUUCGACGUCACUGAAUUCGUACCCGGACACAUGGCCUACCGAGCCUCGAUGCCCAGGCUGCUGCGCGAAGUCGGCUGGCAAGUUGAAAGCGACGAGUUCUCCGAGAUUGAGGAUCCGGACCCAGAGAACCACGAGAAGCGUCAACGCGAGCUCAUCAACGAGAUCGAGGAAGCCCGAAAAGAACUGGAGAAGAAGCAAGAAAAGAAGGGCUUCAGCUUUUGGCGGAAGAAAAAAGUGCAGAAGAAAGACUGGGAGGUGUACGACGAGAAAUCGCAAAGCGCAAUCGACAAGGACCAGGACCCGGCUAAGCUGGCGGAGAACCCGAUAAUGUUCGACAUUGACGCCAUUCGUGCCGAGGUUGCGGCGUUGUCAUAUGAUGCCGCGUACGAUGGCAUUGAGAUAAAGGAGAUCAAGAGCACGCUGCCCCCUAUGAAGAUUGAUAUAUCACAAACUUCACCGAAUCCAUACUCUACUCUUAGGGAGACAAAGAGCUACAACGACAGUCUCGGCGUUGCGUCGCAGAAUCCUACUGGUAGCUCCAGCAAUCUCUCCACGUACUCGGGCGCUUCAACUCCACACCGGAACGGCGACCGGAAUAAGAGCAUUGAUGCGUAUGAUGAGGCGGGUGACGGCGAUAUCAGCAUGACGUUCGAUACAUCCUUCAAGGAACCGCCAUCCUCGAAGUCCCCUAGGAUAUCACCACUCCCGCCGACGCACAAAUCUCCCGAGCCAUCGUCUUCAGCCUGGGACCCGCCGAGCUGGAACGACAACCCCCCUGAGCGUCCCCAAUUACGGCCGUCCAUGACCGAGCCCUCUGCCCAAGGUGCCAACAUGGCGCCCGCAUAUAACGCAUGGGCAGACGAGUACGACGACGAGUUCGGCAAGGAGAAGGAGCUCAAGAUGACCUUCAUGUAGCGGUCGUCACCCGCUCCGAGCCUUGGAACACCGGGGGCUUGGACCACUUCUGUCGUUUAUAAUCGCAUCUUCAGCGCGCAUCUACGGUCGGUGUCUAUCAUUCUUUCCUACGGCGCAUUUAUUGGUCAUGGGCGGUGUUUGGCGUCAGAGGUAUGGAUGCGUCUUUGCCAUUGCCAUGCUUUCCUUGCAUAGAGGACGAGCAAGAUUCGGGUAGGGUGGGACGUGGUAUGUUAUACGUGGUCUAUAGAUAAGACGGAUGUAGGGACGGGUGAAGGAGGCGGUGUAUAUACCUCCGAUUAGGUAUCUAUUGCUAUACUAUAAUAAAC
This is a messenger RNA of Paraphaeosphaeria sporulosa, 3918 nucleotides long. RefSeq names its product DUF726-domain-containing protein. The transcript has 3 exons. Lineage: Eukaryota; Fungi; Ascomycota; Dothideomycetes; Pleosporales; Didymosphaeriaceae. The coding region runs from base 164 to 3592 and encodes 1142 amino acids. The record is from RefSeq and is a predicted model, not a curated record.